UAUAAAUAUUGCAAAUUAGUGCGAUAAUAGUAAAGCAAUAUCCUAAUGUUGCUCUCUCUCUCUCUCUUUCUUUCUUUCCCAAACAUGCACGCACUCAUGCACGCGCAGUUUCAGACACACAAACGCCCACGCACACCCCCACACACACAUACACAUACUAACAUAUCCUACACGACAGACCGGCGCAGAGAGACAGACAGGCAAGCCAAGUCAUGGAGGCGAUAUGGCUCUAUCAGUUCCGGCUGAUCGUCAUCGGAGACUCCACGGUGGGCAAGUCGUGUCUGAUCCGGCGGUUCACCGAGGGCCGCUUCGCCCAGGUGUCGGAUCCCACCGUCGGCGUGGACUUCUUCUCCCGGCUGGUGGAGAUCGAGCCGGGCAAGAGGAUCAAGCUACAGAUCUGGGACACCGCGGGUCAGGAGCGCUUCAGGUCCAUCACCAGGGCUUACUACCGUAACUCAGUGGGCGGGCUCCUCCUGUUCGACAUCACUAAUCGUCGCUCUUUCCAGAACGUUCACGAUUGGCUGGAAGAGGCUCGCAGUCACGUCCAGCCCCACAGCAUCGUCUUCCUAUUGGUGGGCCACAAGUGUGACCUGGAGGCACAGCGCCAGGUGACCCGCCAGGAGGCAGAGAAGCUAGCAGGGGCAUACGGGAUGCGCUACGUUGAGACGUCGGCCCGUGACGCCAUCAACGUGGAGCACGCCUUCACCGAGCUGACCAGGGACAUCUUCGCCUUGGUGCGGUCUGGUGACAUCACAAUCCAGGAGGGCUGGGAGGGCGUUAAGAGCGGGUUCGUCCCCAACGUGGUUCACUCCUCGGAGGAAGUGACCAAGAGUGACCGCCGCUGUCUCUGUUGAUCUGGGAAAAGCUGGAACGAUGGGACUGGUGGAGAAAAGGGGAGGGGAACCAGGGAGGAUUCAGAGGGGAGUGGCUGACGGACUGAGUGUCAGCCCUCUGACUGAAACUGUUGGUAACCCUCAGUUAUUCUUUCUUCUGACUGGAUACGGAGGAGGAUUCAAGGAUUUCAAUGAAAAGGUCAGCUGAAGGCGAAAAAGAACACCUUAAACGUUGGUGGACAGCUGGAGGCUUGUGCCCAUUUCUGUUCAUAUACGUUUAUUUUAAUGGAGAGGAAGGAUCACAAAUGCUCAUUUACUUACGAGGGCUCCCAUAAUUCAGUUCUUUUAGUUUUGUUUUGGGCUUCUUGCCUGAAAAUCCCUCCUUGAUAGUCUUAGAAAGGCCUUAGAAAGAGGAUCAACUUCCGUUCUUCACAAAAUACACUCUUGACUUCUUUAACCCAUUCUUUCUCACCUCUCCUCUCACUAAUCUUAACCUCAUCCUCUAAGUUGGUGUCCAACAUGCUCUCAGCACAUAUCAUUCCAAAGCAUUGUAGUCAGCAACCUUAGAUACAACCUCCAUCAUAGUUUCUCUCGUGCUGAUAUUUUGCUCCACAUUCCACCAUCAGAGCUCAAUGGAGGAGUCCUGGAGGUCCCAAAUUUAACAAGGGAAGACUGAUUUAACGACUGGAGUUGUGAUUUUCUUGGGAUGACAUUAUUUCUCUUUGGAAGAAUUUGGGCCUCCGGUGAGCUUAAUGACAUUGACUUCAUGGUUGUAUCCACCAUAAUUCUGCUAAGUACGGCACUAUAACAAAACCCCAUCACCAAUUCCCAAUGGACUCUGUAAACAGGAAGAGACUUAUACAGCCUAACUGACCAAGGUGGAUGAGCAACUCCUACCUGCCUUUACAUGGGAACUCAUUAUGGUGGAUUAAUAGGAGUGUUGGAGCCAGGAAGCACCUUAAUAUCCAGUGUCCACCAUAAUAUAACAGGAGCCUCAUUUGGGGGCAUUCGAAAGGUGAUAAUCAGUAAACUGGAGAUCAUUUAUUUCUUGAAGGCAUAGCAAAGCAAACAGAGAAAGACCAAACCAUUCAGAGGGAAACUGAACGAAUGGACUCCACAAGCAGCCACAUUACCUACAAUGCACGCAUACGGACUGAGGUGUACCACAAUUUAAUCAAGCAAAGAAGGUCCAAUAGGUAGGCAUUAAUUGAGUCCAACACAGAUACAGGCAUAAGGGUUUACAUGAUUUUUUUUUUUAAAUUGUGUUCACAUGUUCAAUAUCCUUUUUGUUUUUGGUUUAAAAUGCUCCAAUGCUACAGGUUGAUCUAAGCGCCAUAGUUACUUGGGAGGUUUCUUUAUGCGUCUUGGGUAAAUCAGAUAUCUAUGCCUCAAAAAACUCAACUGUAAAUGCAAACAGGAUGCAUUACAGAAUAUCAAAAAGGUUUUUUGACCACAGACAUUUUGACUCGCUAUGUCAUGUCGUAGGAAAAAUACAGUACAAAUAUCAUUAAACCUACAUUAAGGGGAGCUGAAACAAGUUGUGAACACAACACUGACAUCACUUUUAAGUCAAUAUGUUGGACUUAUUGGUAAACAGUUGCUUAUUUCCACAUAUAGCAGUUAUGGAGCCAUAUCAUCAUUCAUUUGUAGUCUUGUUUUUGUCCACCUGGUGAAUUUAAGUCCAAUAUUCACUCUCUUUUAGUUCUGUACCAACGCCUGAAGGAAAUAUCUGGCUCUUUAGGUGCUAAAUGCUCCGUAACAUUCACCAGCUAGUUGCUAACUGUGUCUGUUUGUGCAAACCAAAAGAGUAAAGUGUCACCUGGACAGCUAAACAAUGAGCUGAAAGAUGCUAUAAAGCUGAGAGGAGCUGUUGAGUCAAAGAUAAUUUGACGUCCCAUCCGAAUCACAUAUUGCUUUGAAAUCAACCACUGGACCAAAUGUAUGAAUCUGUUGUUUUUUGCUAGCCACAUCAACCUAUCUGACUUUCUUUACCAAACUUAAAUAAAUUAGUGUCAUUUAAACACUGACAAGGGACACAAAGACACUUGUAGCAUUGCUAUUUAAUGGAUUUCACAAGUACCUAGAUCGCCUGGUGUAAAUCUAGAAAUCUUUUUGCAGGAUCCUCACUUCAAACUUCUUUUAUCAUAAUCCCAAGUAACUUCUUAAUGUGAAUCAAUUUAGUUCUUUCCCUCCUGCGGUUAAUUAUUACACUCCUCUGUAGGUCAGUGUUGAUAAUGUAAGCGCAUAAUUUUCUCACAUUGUUUGCCUUCUUUCAUAUAUUUCCAAAGAGUACUGCUCAUGUCAUUUUAUUUUAACAUGAAUGUAUAAGCAGGGGAGGGGGGAGAAAAGGUGAUUUUACACUGAGUUGUCAUAUAAGAAAUGUGUGAAUGAGAAACAUUUGCAGUAAAAGUAACACACCCUUUUCCUUACAAAAGCUCUGACUAAAAUGUUUCGAGACUUGAGUGGAAAUUAUUCAAAUGAUAGUCCGUUAUUCCCUUGACUCUACAUGUCAUAUUAUUCCUUACUGAAGUGAGUGAAAUGCUGCCAGAAAAAAGUCGAUCUUUAAAAAACCCUCCCAGGAAUAAAGGAGAAAAAAAAGAAAAAAAGAAGCAAAUGUUCUCCCGGAUGCUUUUUAAAAAAAAAUCUGACAAGGUUUUUGCAAGGUCACAACCAGGGUAUGUUAAAUCCCACAACAGCUUUAAAAACAGUCUGUUUUCCUUCCUCUGCCUUGCUGUAUCAUCACAUGCUUUCUACUCAAACACUUUUAAACAUUCCCAAGUGGACAUCACGGAGGAGACGGUUCAGAAGUGUUGAAGUCGGCGUGGGUGGGUGUGGAUGUCGUCGUCUGUGUGUAUGUGUGUGUGCGACUCCUCCUUAUGGGAUGCCAACAUUUUUUCCCACCAGAUGUCAGCCAGCUGGUAGAUCGGCUCUGCCAUACCGCACUCAGUUGGAUAUCUCAAAGAUAUGUAUUGGCUCGCUUUCAGUCUGAAAUAUUGUCACUGGUCUCUGAAAGGUCAUGUUUGCAUCAUGUGCUCCAUUCAUUUUCUUCUCGCUCUGAAUCAUGUUUCUAGCAUUCCCUUGGUAAAUCUGUGUUUUCCUUAAUUCCUUUUGACUCAUGUUUCUCUCGCACAACUCAGUGUAAAGUAUCCUGUCAUAAUACAAAAAGUGAUGCAAAGGAACAUAAGACAUUGUAAGGGAAUGAAAAGGCAUUAUGGGGGAACACAAAAAAGUACCUUGAGGGAAUGCAAAAGUGUUAUCGAGGCUCUCUAUCGUGAAAAGAAGCUUAAUUGAGACACGUUUCAAAUCGGCAGUUUUCAUCCAUCAGUGCUUAGUUACUUGUGUUUUGGACCAAAUCUGAGCCUGUCAAUGAAGCCUGUCACUUCUUAAAAGGUUUUUAAAAUGUUGCCAAAUUUAAGUUGAGCUUCAAAAUGGUUCAGUGCUAAAAAGAGUGUGUCUUCUAAUCAGAUUUAUAUAUUGAUUCCCGGCAAAUCAACACAUCUUUUCACUGUAAUACACAACCUUUUUAUUCCUGAUGCAGCCACGACUCUCUCUGUCAGCUGAUUCCAGUAAAACACGAUUCAAUCAGUUUGUGAAAUAAGCAGCCAGCCAAUUAAACACUAAAGACAUCCUACAUUUGAGAGUCCUCUACUUUCCUAGAAGCCCAAUCAGCUUGUAACAGUCUGGAAGAGGCUCUUAAUGUUUUAGCCCUCACUUGACACUGCAGUCUGUGAGUAAAGCUACUUCCCUCCAAAGCUGAACCUUUCGAGAGUCACAUGACAACACUGAACAUGAAAGAGGCAUUUUUGGCUGAGCCCUGCAGUCCAUUCAGUCAAGUUUCUUCCCUUUUCCAAACCGUUUCAGUCUGCUUUUAUUUGACUCGGUGAAAACAAUGAUAUGGAAAUUCUGAGAUGCCGACAAAGUCAACCCCAAGACUCAAGGAGGGAUUGAGAAAGGGCACUUCGAAGGGUGCCACUCGAAUGAUGGACAGCAUUUUCAUGUUUGACAACAAAGCAAUCUCCUUCUUGGCUCGUUACCAGAGAAACGUACAGGGUGAUUUACGGACACUCUGUGGCGGUCUCUGCCAGUAACCUUGGCAGGAUUUAGUUUCACUAAGGCUGCUUUCGCACACAGAAUACAUGAAUACUGAUGGACUCACUUCAACUCUCAGUAAACAGGUUGCUAAGAAGGAAACUAAACCAUCAGUGCUGAAAAUGAGACUCUUUGUGAGAAAUAUCACCCUGUUGCCAAGAAUUAGAUGGAAGGUCAACACCAGCCUCAUUUGUGUACAGUAAAUAUAAGUAAACAGCUGGUUAACUUAGGUUAGCAUAAAGACUAAAAACUGUAGGAAAUAGCUAACCUGCAAUUAUCAUGACUUAUGAGUUUUACACUUUGUUUUUGCACAAAUUAAACAAACAAGAUAUAAUGUGUGAUAAGUGAGCUGUUGAGGUGCUGUUGAGCACAUUGUAUUACUUUUGGGCAGAGACAGGCUAGCAUUUCUCCCAUGUUUCCAGUCUUUAUGCAAAGCUAAGCUAACCAGCUAUUUGCUAAGCUAAUCAUAUACACAUGAGUCUGGUAUCAAACUUUUCAUCUUCCUCUCAGCAAGAAAGCAAAUGAGCGUACUUUGCAAACUAUUAAUUUAAGCGUAAUCAUCCCCUUGCAACUUUUGCUAAUAAUAUCCCUGUUUUUAUGAAAAUAUAUACUCAGUGGAGCCUCUUUAGUCUGAAUAUUUCAAAUUGCACAUGAGACUUUCCAGACUAUACUUUUGACUUUGCACACACACACACACAUUGUUUAUAUGGCUCUGACAAAACUACAGUGGGAAAUAAACACCAUGUACCAGUGGAUUGUUGCUAACAUGUCUAGAGCUGCAACUAAUGACUGUUUUUAUGUCAUUGAUUAAUCAGCUGGUCUAAUCAUUAGAAAACUGUAUAAUAAAUGGGUUUCUAGGUCCCAAAGUGAUGCCAUCAUGUCGUGUUUUGUCAAACCAACAAAAUUCAAAAAUACUCAAUUCACUGUAACAAUUUGAGAAGUUCGAUCAAUCAAAUGUUGUUUUAUUUCCACUUGAAAAGGUACCAGCAUGAUUAAUAACUUAUCAGAUUAAUUGUAGAUUAACUUUACGUUCAUUGACAAAUCUUUGCAGCUCUAAACAUGUCAUUAAUGCGUCGGCUUCGCAUUCAAACACGUCUAUCUGGUGGGUGACGACAGCAAUUCCCUGCCCUCAAAACCUUCUCACAGGAGACACGGUAUGAUAAAAAUGAUCUUUCACCUUUGGUUUGAACCCUCUGAGCUGUACAGACAAUAGUGUAUAUCACUGUCCCCCUAACCCUGCUGGGGUAAAAGCGGACAGUGUCUCUUCCUCUGCUCUAGUUAUCUAUCAACAAACUGAAAUGUACUAAAAAUAAAAAUGUGACUGGAAAAAUAAACAUGUUCUCACUGCUAUUUUUUUUUACACCAGGUUGUUGCUUUUUUCCCCCUUUCCCAGUCUUAGGCCUUUCAUGUUGUGAACUACUGGAAAGGCAGGAUGUUGGAGAAACUAAGAAUAUUGUAACAUUUAUUCACAUGCUUUUAAAAAAAAAUGCUGCCAGUUUUGGGGAUAUUUGAAAGUAGUUUGAAACUGUGAAAAGUUGGAAAUAGACUCUCAUGGGACCCAAAGUCCCAGUUUUUUCUUUUCUUACCAAUUUAUUGGGGAAUUUGCACCACUUAAAUACAAUAUCAACUAAAGCAAGUCAUGAAUUAUAACCUUUUAGUUUAUAUUGGACUCACAUGGUGCAUAUUCCUAAAGGAUAGGUUUUAAAUCAAAUAACUGGUUGUUAAUAUAAUAAAGCUGCCAUGUGUAGUCAAUAGUUCACAAUAUACUGAACUAGAUACACAAUGUACAGAGAAUAGUAGAUGGAAAGGGGUUUA
Molecule: messenger RNA, 6737 nt
Organism: Scomber scombrus (Atlantic mackerel)
Lineage: Eukaryota; Metazoa; Chordata; Actinopteri; Scombriformes; Scombridae
Product: ras-related protein Rab-39B
Exons: 3
Coding region: 213-854 (213 amino acids)
Biological process (GO): Rab protein signal transduction
Cellular component (GO): Golgi membrane
Molecular function (GO): GTPase activity; GTP binding
Source: RefSeq, a predicted model, not a curated record